CCACGCGAUGAACGGCGGAUAAGGCCACCGUUCUCGCGUAACUUUGGCCACCGUCCUACACCUUCAAGAAGCCUCUCUCCCCACCACCACCACAUCACCUCUUCUCUCAACCGCCGCCCCAAAACCCUUCUCCGAUCCCUAAUCGCCGACGCCCAUGGCGGCGGCGGCGGCGGCGGCGGCGGCGGCGGCGGCGCCCCAUCUCCCCGAGGACAUCGCUCUCUCUAUCGUGUCCCUCCUCGACGUCGUGGACGUGUGCGCGCUGGGGAGUUGCUCCCGCUUCUGGCGCGGGAUCUGCGGCGCCGAUUGCGUGUGGGCCGAGCUCUACGAGCGGAGGUGGCCGAAGUCGGCGGCUUCGGGCGAUGGCGCGGCCGGAUUCGGCGGAGGAGGCCGAGGUGGUGGAGGAGGAGGAGGAGAGUGCUCCGGUGAUGGUGGUGUUGAUGAGGCUUUGUUGGUUCCUACACAGGGGUGGAAGGCUUUAUAUGUAAACAAGCACAGGAAAGUGGCCACAGCUAUUUCUGGUGUGGUUGAGUUUGUAGGACAGUGGUCACAGAAUGAGUCACUUGAAAUUGGAAAUCAUUUGAAAGCAAUUUGCUAUCUGAACUCAUUGAAGAUUGGCUUCAAAGAUGUUCAAUUUUUUCUCUUCACGAGAAAGCAUACUGUGCUGCUGAAUCUCAUCGGAUUGCAUUACUCCAUUAUUUGGUUAGAAAUAUUGCCAGAAAAAGUAAUGGAAGCUCUAUUGAACCGCCAAAUAUCUGAGCGGCAAGUAUGCGUGAGCUGGUUCAAGCUUGGCCGAUGGUUCUAUGGUUUCCGCUUGCAUGAUGAGCAACGAUCAAAAAGAGUUUCUUUAGGUGAGCUCACAAUGGGCCCGGAGGAAGAGGUUCUUGGUGUGCUCAACCGUGGGGCUGUCCACGAAGUGUUGCGCGUCCAAAUCACAUCCGCCAAAUGAUCAAUAUAAUGAAAUCAAGGUAUCAAGAAACAAAGUAGUAGGAGUUGGUUAUAUGUCACAUUGUAACCGAAAGAUGUAAUUGUGUUUGUGCACUACUGAGGGGCCCCAACAUAUUCGCAUGGUCCAAUUUGGUCUGCAGACUUCAGUUUGUUACAAUCGGAUUGCUAAUGGUUUGGUUACGGACCCAACUGUAAUAACUGAAAGGUUGUGACUAGAUUGAAUCCUCCUGAAAACAUUGGAGACCUGUUGUGCAAUUUACCCUGUAUAUUUAUGUAAAUAAAGUGUUUCAAAUAGUCAAGUUUAAUAAACGGUCAUACAUGUGAAACUUCAUGCUGCAUCUGUAAAUUAUUUUAUGUUGCAUCUGUAAACAACUGUAGCCAGACUUGGUCCUAUGGAAGAAAUUUCAAAUCUAAUGUUUAGUAA
Molecule: messenger RNA, 1369 nt
Organism: Ananas comosus (pineapple)
Lineage: Eukaryota; Viridiplantae; Streptophyta; Magnoliopsida; Poales; Bromeliaceae
Exons: 4
Coding region: 155-946 (263 amino acids)
Biological process (GO): protein polyubiquitination; SCF-dependent proteasomal ubiquitin-dependent protein catabolic process
Cellular component (GO): SCF ubiquitin ligase complex
Molecular function (GO): protein binding
Source: RefSeq, a predicted model, not a curated record